This is a messenger RNA of Necator americanus (New World hookworm), 513 nucleotides long. RefSeq lists its product as uncharacterized. NCBI's taxonomy places the organism in Eukaryota, Metazoa, Nematoda, Chromadorea, Rhabditida, Ancylostomatidae. Gene Ontology annotation, molecular function: structural constituent of ribosome. The record is from RefSeq and is a predicted model, not a curated record. The coding region runs from base 1 to 513 and encodes 170 amino acids. Gene Ontology annotation, biological process: translation. The transcript is spliced from 4 exons. Gene Ontology annotation, cellular component: mitochondrial large ribosomal subunit.
AUGCUGCGAACUUGGCAACUUGUGCAACAUGCUAUCGACGCAGCUAUGGGUCUUGGGCCGAGGUUUCCACCUUUAGCGCCUGCUGUGGCAAUGGCUGGAUGUCCUUCCACUGUAAAUACUCACGGUGGUUCGUAUGGAAUAGAGGAGAUGAUCCACGACAUGCGAAUUCUUCUAGGAGUGCCUAAACAUCGGACUUCUAAGCCGAAGAAAACAACGCGGAAAUUCUCGUGGACUCGACUUCUAACACCUACAACGGAUUUGGUGACAUGUCGAAAUUGUGGUUCGUUUCAUCAAGCCGAUACCAUAUGCGGAAAAUGCUAUGAGAAGGUUCAUGAAUUGACAAAUGAGAUCAAGCGGAAGAUGAUGGCGUACAAUCCUUUCAAAGGCGAACGGCAAGACAAAGAGGUCUUCGUGCGAUUUUCAAACGAUACAGUGGAUAAUGGCGUACUAAACGGAAAAAGAAUAAUUGAAAUGGAAAAGGAGCGACCGACAUGGUUCAAGAAGCUCUUUUAG